Molecule: messenger RNA, 1008 nt
Organism: Seminavis robusta
Lineage: Eukaryota; Bacillariophyta; Bacillariophyceae; Naviculales; Naviculaceae
Source: the annotation of a GenBank genome assembly
AUGAACCUGUCAGUCAACAAAUCCUUGAGAUCCCACUGCAACAAACGAGGCUCCCAGCAGCUAUGUGCGGAAAAUCCCUCAGCUUCAGGACUGUCUCAAUACUUCCGAGCGGGCUGGCAGAGCGCCGCCAACACUAUGCUGAAGUAUAUCGCCGGAUCGGUGGCUCUUGAGCGCCCAGCUGCAAAGGCAGUAGCCAAGUGGCCUGCCAGAGACGGUUGCGGAGAACCCGUCGUGUUUGACGAUAUUCUAGCAUCACCGGGACUACACCAUUCACCACCUUCUUCCCAAGAUUCGGAACCUUUCACAAGCGGCCCUGUCGUCGGAUAUCGUGACAAAUUACAGCGUUUCACCGAUGCAUUAUUCGAUGACGACCAGGAUGGCCUCUGGGGUCAGAAGGUCCGCGAAUUGUUGGUCUCAAGCCUCCUGCUCAGGUAUGAUCAAUUCUUGGACGUUCUGCGCUCUCACCCUGCAGCUUGGAUCCCAGAAUGCACUCUGAAGAACUACGAUCCCCAAGAUGAGCGGUUUGACUUGGAGAAAUCCCAGGAACAUUGUCCGUCACGAUCAGUUGCGGCGCGCAUACGACAAUCAUCAAUUCUCCACCAUAUGCGAAUCCGUCCGGCUACUCAAGGACCAUCUCCUCCCGACGUCCGAGCCCUCGACUCCUUCCCAAUCCAAAGGAGCGAUCAAAUUCUCCGUCGCAUUGAAAGCACUCAGCAACUCACCCUCUAUCUCAGAUGUCACAACCAAGUUCUUCGUCGACAACUUCCCAGCCGGUUUCGCUUCCGACAAAGCAAGCGAAUCAUGGAAGGACAUGGAGAAGAGCCAGUGGAAGAGCCUCACCAACCGGUUUGCAGCUAUCAAAUGUGCAGUGAAGAUCCUCCUCCUCCACGCACCAAGCUUUCCCAGCAACCCAGACAAGAAAUCGAUAGGACAGAUGGCGAGACUAGCAGAAGAGAAGAUCCGCACCGACUUUGGCUUCGACAAGAGCGAGACGAUCACCCCCUCUAA